Molecule: messenger RNA, 804 nt
Organism: Mytilus trossulus (common blue mussel)
Lineage: Eukaryota; Metazoa; Mollusca; Bivalvia; Mytilida; Mytilidae
Exons: 5
Coding region: 73-804 (243 amino acids)
Source: RefSeq, a predicted model, not a curated record
CAGGUCAGUGUCUAAACGACUGAGGAUUGUGGGACAUAGGCGUUGAAUUCUGAACUAACGAACGAAAUAGUAAUGGACAAGUAUAGUGUUGUAUUUAAUUUCGGUGUGUUUAUUUUUCUUGGAUUUGCUUUCUAUUCUUCUGCUACCAGCCAUUAUUGUUAUGAGUGCAGUCAUUCUAUAGAUUUUCCCAUGGAAAGCUGUAUCAAUGCUACUGAUAGAAAUUCGGCUAAAAAGUGUUCAUAUGGAAACUGCUAUACUAACAUAGUAUAUGAUAAAAAAAACAAAUCCAUUACUUCGAUCUUUAGAAGUUGUAUGAAAAUGUAUGGAGAAGGAGGAUGUGAUGCAGAUUCAAAACAAAUUGUUUGUCAUCAGACGUGCCAAGAAGAUUAUUGCAAUAGUAAAACAAAUCUUUUGUCAAAUACAGGUGACAAGCCGGAUAAAUCAGCUUCUGCUACCUGGAACUACUGUUACGAGUGCAGUCAUUCUACAGAUUCUCCCAUGGAAAGUUGUAUCAAUUCGAUUAAUAAGAAUUUUGCCAAGAAUUGUUCGACUGGAUUCUGCUACAGUAACAUAGUGUAUGAUAAAAAUACCAAAUCAAUUACUUCGAUGCUCAGAAGAUGUAUGAUCAAGUAUGUAGAAGGAAGAUGUGAUGAAGAUUCAAAACAAAUUGUUUGUUCUCGGACGUGCCAAGAAGAUUAUUGCAAUAGUAAAACAAAUCUUUUGCCUGCCAGUCAGUCAAAUACGGGUCACAAGUCGAAAUAUUCUUUACUUCUAAUCUUCUUUACUGUUUUCGUUUAUGUUUGA